GGUAUUCCGGGUGGUCAGGCAGCUCUACAACGCCUCUAUCAGGAUGUACAAGAGCCGCUGCUGAACAGUGCGACUAGUUCGUUUGCAAAUAAUCCAUUCGCAUCACUCGUUGAUAAUUCAUCAAAUACAACAUCGCGAAGUCAACGUGCUGGAGUGGAGAAUGCAGAAGCACUGCCGAAUCCUUGGGGUGGUUCUUCGGGUGCCACUCAACCUACGAACACAACGGGGAACACUGGCAGCACAGGCGGCGCAAAUACUAGUGAGACAACGCAGUCACCGAAUUUCAUGGCUGAUAUGUUGAACUCGCCGGGCAUUCAAAAUCUAACACGUCAACUAUUGUCCGAUCCAACACUGGCUCAGCAGCUACUAGGUGGUGAAACGAUGAGCAAUGUGGCACAAAUGCUGCAGCAAAAUCCGACUUUGAUUCAGCAGAUGCUCGCAUCAAAUCCAAUUUUUGCAAACAAUCCGGCAAUGCAACAACAAUUGCAAGCAAUGAUGCCACAGCUGAUCAAUUCGCAAAGGUUAAACACUCGAACUUAUUUUGUAUUUGUUAUUGAUUCGCAGAUACAACGCCCAGAAACGAUUCAAGCGAUGAGCAACCCGAGGGUACUCGAGGCAAUCCAACAAAUCCAACGCGGUAUGGAAACAUUGCGUCGUGAAGCACCACACCUCCUUCCUACCGGAAUGCCAGUGUGA
Anisakis simplex (herring worm) is the source of this 696-nucleotide messenger RNA. The record is from the annotation of a GenBank genome assembly. NCBI's taxonomy places the organism in Eukaryota, Metazoa, Nematoda, Chromadorea, Rhabditida, Anisakidae.